AUGUUGCUUUGGGAAGGAGACUCUAGGACAGGGAAAGCAAGUUCAUGGUACACAGGUAUCUGCUGUCCCUGGUUUCACCCAUGGCAGACAUUGAUAAUCGACUGCAGCACUAUCUCGCUGAGUCUGGAUAAGGGUUCGGAAUCCAAAUGCUUGAAGCGGGCACUUAAGAUGAAAACUUACAUGCCAUUCUCGCACUGGGAUCUGGAGGAGGCCUGGGCCCGGGUGCAGCCCCUGAAGGGAAUCUGCUUCUUUUCGCUUUCAAAGACAGUUCCAGCUGACUCAGGGCAAAGAGAAGGCACCCCUCUGAAUGCGGGUGGUGCAGCUCAGUUCAGAACUCACCUAGUGAAUAACGUGUGCUUAGCCCUGUGCUCGGAGCUGACGUUAACAGGAGCAGCUGGGCCCGAUCCCUGGUGGUUGGGGAACUCUAAUCUUUCCUUUGAUUUCUGCUCCCAGUGA
Messenger RNA from Rangifer tarandus platyrhynchus (Svalbard reindeer), 456 nucleotides. Lineage: Eukaryota; Metazoa; Chordata; Mammalia; Artiodactyla; Cervidae. The record is from the annotation of a GenBank genome assembly.